AUGCCGCGUGCGCGCGAGCCCGCCGCUGAUCGCCCCGAUGGCGCUCCGCGCAUGGUGGUGGUGGUGGUGUCGGCGGAGCGCCGGGGGCAAGGCGCGGCGCAGAGGGGUGCGGGGCGAGAGAUGGGCGACGAGAGAAGCGCGGAAGGAGGCGACGCGCAGGAAUCGGGAGAUGGCCGACAGAACGCCGCGCGGCGAACGUUAGCGGGGGACGACGUCACAGAUGGGGGAGCUGGGGGCGACGGGGGCGAAAGGAGCGAGAGGAGCGAGGGGGGAGAAAGGCGAGAGGAGGCAGGCGAGGCGAGGAGAGCGGAGAUGGAGGGGGAAGCGCGGCUCUUGCUUAGCAUCGAGCGAUCCAUUAUGGUGCAGUCAAGCACGUACUUCGCAGCGCUGCUGUCAUCGUUCCGAGAGGCGUCCCUGCCAAUGCAGCACAUCCACUGGGACCCCAUGCUCUUCGCACACCUCCUCCCGCACCUCCUGCCCGCCCUGCCCCGCCCCGCCCUCUCCGCGCCGCACAUCCCUGGCCUGCUCGCGGUAAGCACACGUACUGCUGCACGCUCGCUCUCAUAUGGCCGUGGGGGUUGUGGUGCUGUGCGUGAUGUGGUGCUGUGGGCACGGCAUGGUGUGGAAGCAUGGUGUGCGGUGUACUUUGGAGUGCCAUCAGCAGUGCGUGCUGCCAGCUGCUGGGCGCACAGCUACUGCAGCCCAGGGCGGGAGGGCCUGGCAGGACGAUCGAGCGUGGGCGCGGGGGGGAUAGCUAUGAGAAAAGGGAGCGGUGAGGGAGGGAGAGGAGGAGGGAGAAGUGGCAGGCGUGCAGGCGAGCGUGGGUGUCCAUGGGUGUGCUUCCCUGCGCCGGUAUCGGACGUGCACUGGCUCGCUGAUACAUGGACCGCUGCACGCGAUGCAGGUGAGGUGACCCGCCCCUUGCUCGCCCUCUCCUUUCCUGUAACAUCCACGCCCCCUGAACUCCUCUGCUCCUGCUCUGCCCUCACUCGCUCCCGCAUGGCGUCCAUUCCUGCACCUGCCCCUCAUGUUAUCCGCACUCAUAAUCUCUCCGCCUCUUUGUUUCCCUCCUUUUGUGCGUGCACAUUUUGGCGCAUGCGGUGGUUGUGCAUCGCGCAUGGCGACACACAUAUGGGUGGGCGGGUGCGCUCAUGCGAGUGGGUGGGUGGGUGGGUGGGUGUGGUGGGGCCAUCAGGUGCGUGCUGUGUGCAGCGCCUGUGUGUCGUCGUCACAGCCGUGGAGAUGCCAUACCUGGCCUGUGAGCAGCGUCACUGUCUGUCGCUGCUGCCGGCGUCGCUGCUGCGUGCAGUGCUGGCCACCCACCACGCGCUGCUCAACGUGCCAAGGCAGGCUGCUGCUGCCCCUCCGCCCACACCCCUUCCAGCACCCUCUGUCCUUCCAUUUCAAGUCAUGCCUUGCUCCUGUUUGCCCACCCAUCGGGACAUUCUAUCUGCUACUCUCCCACCUCUCUUCCCCAUGCCUCGUGUUCACCUCUGUGUUCUGUGUGUUGCUGUGCGCUGCAGCGAGCAGUGGCUGUGCGAAGUGCUGCUGUGGUGGGCGCUGGGGCAGUCGGGGGAGGCGAGUGAGGGGAGCAGUGGUGAGGGCGCAGCUCACGAGGGAUUCUUCCAUUGGGGAGCAGUGGAGGGGGAAGAGGAAGACGCGGAAUGGGGCGAGGAGAAGGAGGGCAGCGGGAUGAGUGACAAUGGUUAUGUGUACAUGCAAGGCGCGCAGAUCGAGGGUAGUGUGCGGGAGGGGCAGUCGUGGCCGCCGUUGCUGUCAGAGCGUGUGAGGAGCGUGGCAUGCAACCUCAUGGCCCAUGUUAACCGGUCCCUGCUUCCUCUCGCCUUCCUCCAAUCCCCCCUGGGCCAGCUCUUCCAGUCUCUUGCUGCUGCUGCCACACACCACACACAGCCCAGCAACGAGCACCCGGCCAGCACCAGGGAUGACAGCAGUGGCGCCAGCAGCAUCAGCGGCAGUAGCAGUGGCAGUGGCAGGGAACAGGGAGGGGGUAGUGAGGAAGGGCGAGUGCGCAUCUCGCCAUGGACCCAGGUCUACUCCUUCUCUGGCUGCUGCUCUCUCCCCCCGGACGCCUUCCUCUCAUCGUCCCUCUCACUCACCCACCAUGCAAGGCCAGCCCCCAUCGCACCAUGCACACUCGCCUGCCCUCCUCUAUCUCCCACUUCCUCCUCCACUCCUUCCACUCAACACUCCGACCAUCACCUCGCCCCUAACACCGCGCCCACACCUGCCUCUCAGCAUCUCCUCCCCCUCCCGCUGGCCCCUCUGCACGCCCAUCUGGACAUCUCACACUGCUCGCUGCUGCAGCCCUCGCAUCUCCGCACGUGGGCAGCAGCGGUGCCUCCACCACUGUCUCUGCGCCGUCUCACCGCCCGCUCCUGCCCCGUCCUGCUCCCUGUCCCCACCCUCCACGAGCUUUCCUCCUUCUGCCCGAAGCUUCAGUCGGCAGAUUUCUCCCUGCCCGAGCCUCCGGUGUUUUGCAGGGGUGUUGCGGGGUCAGGAUGGGUUGCUGCUGCUCUGCCUGGCGCUGGUGCUGGCACUGGUGCUAGUGUUGCGGAUGGGGAUGGGGUUGGAAAGAGCAAGGGUGGGAGCAAGAAGACACACAAGGGUACUAGCACGGGCAGCAUCACAGGCGCGAGUGGUAAGAAGAAGCAGGCGAGUGUGCGCACCCCCAGUGCAGUGGCUCCUAGUGGACCCAAAGGACGGCACAGCAGCAGUGCAGGGCAGGGUAGACGAGCAGCACACCAGGCAGGUGACAGGCGGGUGGAUGGAGGAGGAGGAGAGGAGCAGGAGGAGGAAGAAGAAGAACAGGAAGGGGAAGGGGAUGCGGAGGACGGCAAGGGAGAGGAAGGCGUGGGGGAGACAGCGAGCAUGCUGGUGCCGCUGCACCGCCUGUACAACCCGUGGCGGCUCAACCAUGUCACCUCGCUCUCGCUGCGCUGGCAGCAACACCUCUCAGACGGGCAGCUGAUGGACGUCGUACUCGCCUGCCCCGCCCUCACCCACGUGGACAUCACGGGGUGCACCUCGCUCUCCGACCGUGCCCUCGCCGCCCUCAUCUCCUCCUACACGCGCCCCCCUCCCGCCCCCGCCUCGCGCACUGCUCCCACUGUGACAUCCGCACGGCAGCAGCGAAAGGGUGGCCAUUCGAGCGCCCGUUCUCAUUGCUCCAAGCGCCCGUCCCCCCGGCACUCAGGUCGUUGUAUUGGUGAACUCCCCCGGUGCCGCCUGCAGCUGUCCCACCUGUGCGCAUCCCACACUCACCUUGGCGUGCGCUCCCUGCUCGCCCUCUCCCGUGCUCUCACGGCUGCUGGCGGGGCAAGGGAGGGCUCGGAUGAUGGUGAUUGUGGCGAGGCAGAAGAGGAAGAAGAGGAGGAAAAAGUGAAGGAGGUGGACGAGGAUGAGAGUGAGGAUGACGAGGAGGAGGAGGAAGAAGAUGAGGAAGAAGGUGAUGGAGCGAGUGAGGGACAUGAGGAGGGAGAUGAGGAGGGCGUGGGUGAAGGGCGAAGGAAGGACUGUGGGGUGAGUGGCACCUACGGUGGGCUCAGGAAGCUGGAGCUUGAUGGAUGCCCUGCCGUGCAGCACGCCCGUCCGCUCCUACACCUGCUCACAGCGGCCAGCCCCUCCCUCACGCACCUCUCCCUCGCGCACACCCUUGCUCCCGGCCGCAUGGGGGAACCAGCAGCACCUAAGGGCAAGGGGAGGGGCAGGGAGGCGCAGGGAGGGGCGGGCAGGGGCGAGGGAUGCUCUGGUGCCGUGGAUGAUGCACUCGUGAUGUCGUGGCUGCACGGCGCUCACACCCUCGCCACACAGGCCGUGUCCUGCACCACUGCAGGCAGCAGCAGCAGCAGCAGCAGCGAUGGCACUGCGGCGCUGCCCCACUUGACUCAUCUGAAUGUCUCCGAUGCCCCUGUCAGUCAGUCCCACAUGCCAUGCCCGUGCCCUCACUACACCACAUCAUCAUGCUGGUGGCAUGUCAUCUCAGCACUCUGCUACUUUGUCGUUGCGCUUCCUCACCCUCCUGCUUCUCCACUCCACUCUCCUUCCCCUUCAGCAUCCAACGUCACAUCCUCACCACUUCCCAACUUCUCCCGUCCCCCACCACCCCCAUACCACCCCUCCCCGUCGUCUCUGCGCCGUGGCAGCUGUCACCGGCCCGCCCCUCCACGGCCCCCCUCCUCCUCCGCCCCUUCCUCUCCGCCCAUCACCACCAUAACCAUCCCCCCGCACCUCACCACUCUCCACGCCUCCUGGGCGCUUCCCCUCUCCCUCUCCAUCCCCCCGCACCCCCCCAACCCGCCCACAAGUCCCUCCUCUGUGUGCCCAUCUUUACCACCACCACUGCCACGGCUCUUCCCCCUAUCGCACAGCCUGCGCGCCCUCGCCCUGGGGCUGGGCGCCACAAUCUCCGAUGCCUCACUGCGCGCCAUUGCCGCGUGCUGCCCUCGCCUCACUGCACUCUCACUCACCUUCCAGCCAGUGUCAGAUGACGGUCUUCUGCCUCUCCUCGCCGCCUGCCCACUCCGCAACCUCUCCCUGCUGCGCUGCGGGGGCCCCUUCUCCCCCGCGCUCUUCUCUCCACCGCUCCCCACAGCACAAGCAUCAGUAGCUGCAUGCGUGCACCAUGGCCACGCUCAUCCCCAUGCCCACAGCCGUGGCCCCUCACUGCUCGCCCAUUCCGCCACCUUGCCACGCCUCACAUCUCUCUCCCUGGGGGGCGGCUUUGCCUGGCUCUCCACUCUUCACUUUACUGCCCUUGCCUCCGCUGCUCCGCUUCUGCGCUCCCUUUCUCUCUCCUCCUGCCCCUUCCUCUCCCAAGACGCGCCUCUCAUACUCGCCAACUCCUUUCCAGCACUCACCUCACUCACGCUCACUGAGUGCCCCAACCUCUUCAACGUCCAUGCGCCAGCAUCCCUGUUCGCCCUCAGCGCCCUCUCCUCGCUGCACCUGCGCCACACUGGCAAGCAAGCGCCCCCAGACUUCAUUCAGCAGGCGUCUAGCAGGCUGCCAGCGCUGCAGCAUCUCACUCUGGACCUGUGUGACGCGCUCUCCUCCUCCUUCCACGUGCCACAAGAGGGCAGGGCGGAGAUGCAUGUGAUGGGAGACAGCCUGCUGGCAGUGCGGCUGUUCAAGUGCCAUGUGCUGCACUCCUCCCAUGCUCACUCGUUGACUGCCCUCACUCCUUCUGACAGCACGUCUGGGAAACGAACCCUGGGCACCAAGGAUGUCCUCGUUAUUGCCAGAACCACCAACGGCAUUGCCACAUCUGUCGAAAACGUCUCUUAG
Messenger RNA from Closterium sp. NIES-65, 5304 nucleotides. The record is from the annotation of a GenBank genome assembly. NCBI's taxonomy places the organism in Eukaryota, Viridiplantae, Streptophyta, Zygnematophyceae, Desmidiales, Closteriaceae.